Messenger RNA from Puntigrus tetrazona (Sumatra barb), 2426 nucleotides. Its product is annotated as putative protein TPRXL. The annotation marks the transcript as partial. The record is from RefSeq and is a predicted model, not a curated record. The transcript has a single exon. NCBI's taxonomy places the organism in Eukaryota, Metazoa, Chordata, Actinopteri, Cypriniformes, Cyprinidae.
CUUUAUGCUUUUAAGGAAAAAAACAUCACACAGCUGUCAAUAUUCACCAGAGCCUCAUUCAUUCCUUUGAGAAAGAGAGAGAGAGAGAGAUUAGAGAUUAAUAACGUAUUAAAGCGAAACCAAACCUUAAAAUCCUCCCAAAAUGUUUUUAUUCUGUUCUUCUCUACCUACUCCUCUGUCCUUUAUCCUCCAUACUUUUGCCCUCAACACCCACCCCCUCAGGCUCUGAGUCUGAACAUCAGCAGAGCCAGAGCCACCGAGUCGCUCUUCGCAAGCACCAGAGCCGCAAGCUUCUCCGGCCACCUGCCCUCCAGAUUGCGAAAGUACCCCCAGGAGGGGGCGCUGUCCUCCUUGACAGCCUCCUCAAACCAGGCCAAGGCGCUUCUGGCUAGCCUUUCCACAUCCAGUCUCUCAGCCGAGGCACUCCUCUUGUCAUCUACCUUAAGACAACACCGGUUUCUCAGAGAGCAGAACUUCAACUCCUCAAGCCUUCCCCUUCCCAUCUCCAACGGCCGCUCCCCGCCUUCUCCUACUUCACCUACUUCCUCUUCUUCACCCACAUCUCCCUCCGCUCUCAACUCACUGAGUCUGUCAUCAUUGGCCCUGAAACCCUCCGUCACCGGCAGCUUGGAGCGGAACAAGACUGAACCCAAGACAGCGACUCCAGACGAUAGCAAUUAAGGAUGAUAUGGCCGGAAAUUAUUCAUAUAUAGCUUAAGUAAAGGAACUUAAAUGUGGCUGAUCUACAAAAAAAGGUUUUUUUGGAGGCUUAGUUUUGUUUACCUUACUAUCCUUACCAAGACACCUUGUGAAGAACAGUGAUGGUGGCAAGGAGGCAGGUGACUUACUGCUUUCCAAAAUAGGUUAACUUUUCUUCAGUUUGUGUACAGAAUCAAACUGUAAACCAUACCUACUCUGAGUUUCUGCCAGUUCCCCAAACUAGAGAACCAACAGAUGGGCUUGGACACUCACCACCAGCCUGUUUCCAGCUCCACUGCACAGCCAGCAUCACACCACCCACGGGAGGCCUGGGGAAGGACUCUUUACCCGAACCCUCAUUCAUUUGCCAAAUCUUACAUGUUGGAGAUCUAGCUGAGUUCGGUAGAUGUCCAUCAAGUGUAAAAUCAAGACUGUAAGACUAUGUAAAACCAAGUAGAGUUGCAAUAAUCGGAAAGUGAGUACUGUAGUAGUCGGUGUUUGUUGAGACGUUUUAUUGCUCAUAUCUAUAUCAACUGAAGGAAUGUUUAAAAAAAAAAAAUAACAACAGCAAAACCUUAAUGUUGAGGCAGCAUCACUUGCUCUAAUGUAGAUUUUUGGCUAUCAGUCGUACUGCUAAAGGAAAAUAACUGAAAUUGGUGCUAAGAUUAACAUUUUGAUGAUUAUACAGUCCCUUAAAGGGAUAGCUCAUCUAAAAAUUAAUAUUCUGUCAUGAUCUACUCCUUCGUGUGUUGUUGCGAAUGCCUUGGUUUAUUGUCUAUGCAUUCAAAGUCAUUGGGGUCUAACAUUGCUUCAGACCCCACUGACUUUAAUUGUGUGGACAAAAGCACCUUCAAAAUAUCUUCUUUUGUGUUCUACAGAAAAAAGUGAUUCAUGCAGAAUUUUCAUUUUGCAAAGAACUAUCCCUUUGAUAUACAUACACUGCCUAAGAGUCUAUUUUUGUUCUCAUUUGCACUCAAAUAGGCCUUCAUACAGCCAUUGUACAUGUUUGCUGUAACUUAGCACAAGUUGUCAUGGCAACAGAGGAAUUGUGGGAAACGUGGAGGGCUUCCUGCUUUUCAUUAUUAGUUAUGGGAUGGUGUCGUUAGGCUUUUGUUUUCUUAAGUUCUUAACAUUCACAGUUUUUAUACAUAAGGAUAUAGGAAACUCCUCUGUUCUUGUCAUUAAAGAAGCACAAGAAGCUAGAGAAAGUACAAUAAUCUGACAAUCAUCAAAAAUUCGGCACAAGCUGUCUUAACCUUUGGGCCUCGCAGAUUGUGAAACCCAAUUCCAAUUUAAAAAGAACAAACAGAUGGUUAGGUUCACCAUGUAGGGGUUGCACAAGUAAGAAGAAGGUUAAUUCCACAGCACGUAUGCCAGUGGACGUGAUCCAUCGAGUGGAAGACAUCUGUGCGCUAGAGCAUUCCAACUCAUCCUUUCUCCUAAUGAGCCAGUCAAAUUCUCCGCUUAUAUUUCUAUCAAACCACACACACUUAGAUUCACUAUCAUUUUUAGAAAGUAAUUGUGUGCCAGUUUAUGAUUACCUAGAAUGGUGAUACAAAUAUGAAUAUUACAUGCGAUCUUUGGUUUCAUUGCUCUCCACAGUCAUAACACUAAAAUGCAAGAGCAUCCUUUUUUAGGUCACUGAGGCUCUGGUUCUGCCCAUUCCUUUUUUUUCCCAUUCCAGUCCUCAUGACAUUCAAAUGCACACACACACUUACAGCAAAAGA